CCUUUCCUAACUCCUCUCGCCGCCGCCGCCGUCGCCGUCACCGCCGACCUCCUCGGCUCCUCCCUUCGCUGCCGCGCCUCCCUCUCCGUCCUCCUCCUAGGCAGGUGCUGCUAUCUGGCACCACUCUCGCCGAUUGGACCCACUUCUAGCGACCCGCCCAGCUCGACAAGUAGGUUUAUUAUCCAUUGCUUGCUCAAGCUGAGUCAUGGAAUGCUUGCAGCAAUGAGCACAGCCGUGGAUGCUUCAGUGCCUGUCGCCGAGCAGGAGGAUGGUGCUGCGAAUAUCUUGGCUGGGAAGAAAGUUGCAGUUGCAUUUGUUCUAGGUGGUCCUGGAAGUGGAAAAGGUACACAAUGUAGCAAUAUUGUGGAGCAUUUCGGAUUUACACAUCUUAGUGCUGGAGAGCUGUUGCGCUCAGAAAUCAAGUCUGGUUCUGAGAAUGGAACCAUGAUUGACAGCAUUAUAAAGGAAGGGAAAAUUGUUCCAUCUGAGAUAACCGUAAAGCUCUUACAAGAAGCAAUGGUAAAAAGUGAAAAUGACAAAUUCCUCAUUGAUGGAUUUCCAAGGAAUCAAGAAAACCGUCUGUCAUUUGAGAAUGUUAUAAAAAUAUCUCCUGAGUUUGUGCUAUUCUUCGACUGUUCUGAGGAAGAGAUGGUAAGGCGUCUUCUGGGUCGCAAUCAGGGAAGAGCUGACGAUAACAUUGAGACUAUCAGGAAAAGAUUCAGAGUUUUUGAAGAAUCAAGUUUGCCUGUAGUUCAGUACUAUGACUCUAAGGGCAAGGUUAAGAAGAUUAAUGCUGCAAAACCAAUCCUUGAGGUGUUUGAAGAUGUGAAAACCAUUUUUCAGUCCUAUGGCCCAAAGGCCGCAUAGAUGCGCUCAUGCAAAAAUAUGUGAUUCAUUAAAACGGUGACCCCAGAAGUACCGAAGGAAAAGGCUGGAGCUCACGGCGCGCUACCCUGCCAGCAUGCCACUAGAUAGUCGUUCAUCAUCUGAUUUAUAAGUAUUUCUGAUCUUUAUUAGUGAGUAGAGGGGAACUGGAGCACAUAUCAGUUCACCUGUGUGCCCACCUCGCUGCCGCAACGAACCAUCCCAUUCGUUACUAUCGUCAAGUUAUGUAGUCUUUGUUAUGGACAUGGUUAAUGAUAUCUUGUCAGGAAAAAAGAUUGCAAUUAAUCAUUCGGCCACAUCA
This is a messenger RNA of Triticum urartu, 1186 nucleotides long. RefSeq names its product UMP-CMP kinase 4-like. Gene Ontology annotation, biological process: 'de novo' pyrimidine nucleobase biosynthetic process; pyrimidine nucleotide biosynthetic process. Gene Ontology annotation, molecular function: ATP binding. The record is from RefSeq and is a predicted model, not a curated record. Lineage: Eukaryota; Viridiplantae; Streptophyta; Magnoliopsida; Poales; Poaceae.